Messenger RNA from Neohortaea acidophila, 300 nucleotides. Its product is annotated as histone H4. Gene Ontology annotation, cellular component: nucleosome. The annotation marks the transcript as partial. Gene Ontology annotation, molecular function: structural constituent of chromatin; protein heterodimerization activity; DNA binding. The transcript is spliced from 2 exons. The record is from RefSeq and is a predicted model, not a curated record. NCBI's taxonomy places the organism in Eukaryota, Fungi, Ascomycota, Dothideomycetes, Mycosphaerellales, Teratosphaeriaceae. Gene Ontology annotation, biological process: nucleosome assembly.
GGCAAAGGUGGCAAGGGCCUCGGAAAGGGCGGUGCGAAGCGUCACAGGAAGAUUUUGCGCGACAACAUCCAGGGUAUCACCAAGCCCGCCAUCCGCCGUCUGGCUCGUCGUGGCGGUGUCAAGCGUAUCUCCGCCAUGAUCUACGAAGAGACCCGUGGUGUCCUCAAGACCUUCCUCGAGGGUGUCAUCCGCGACGCAGUCACAUACACCGAGCACGCCAAGCGCAAGACCGUCACAUCCCUCGAUGUCGUCUACGCGCUCAAGCGACAAGGCCGCACCCUCUACGGUUUCGGUGGUUAA